AUCUAUUGAACGCCAUCGCGACAAACUAUUGUAUAUUAUAAGUUCAAUUCACUGAUUUAUCUUUAUUUUUCUAAUAUUAUUCUUUUGUUCACAAAUAUUUGUGCAUUGUUAUGUAGAAACAACACAAACGAAGGAUCUAAUAUCUACAACCAACACAUUUCGUAAAAAUAUCAUUUAAGGCAGCCUUCAACAUGAAUUCCAACACUCCAAAACUGUUUGCAACAUCAAGCAAAAUUCAAAUUAAGCAACAUGUGCCCAUUGGCUCAAUUAGGAAGGGUCCUCACGCUAUAGAACGCAGUUUAGUUCCAGACGAAGUUGUUAUUAAGCGUAGAUUCGGUGAAGGUUCAAAGCCUUUGUUUCAAAGAGAUGAUAUCGUGGUGAAUCCGGAUAAUGCUAUAAAUAUCGCAGAAGACAAAAGCGAAAAGCAAAGCACCACAGAGGAUAUUUCAAAUCGAGGGCGAAAAGAGCGCCACAUUUCGACUGAUUCCAGUAGCCCAGAGCGUUAUCGAAAAUAUCACAACAACCUAGAGAAAGAGACCACUCGACGCACGAAAACGACGAAUCCUAUUAGUGAUGACAAAUAUGCAGCUCGACGUGACGCAUCACCACCACCAAAUCGUCGCCGAAAAACCUCUGAAAAAAUUCCAUAUUUUGUAGACCAAGUAAGAGAGCGAGACAGAAUUCGUCGUAAAUAUGGAUCGACAAGAAAUAAAUCGCCUCUAGCGUCAUCCAAAUUUCGACGCAGGCGUAGUAUUUCAAGGUCACGCUCACGAUCUCACUCUCGAGAUUCAUUGAAAACUAAACAACGUUCACCAGCUCGUCGAACUAAUUUUCGUCGUCGGUCAAUUUCAAUGGAUCGUGAAUGGGGUGACAAUAGUAAACGCGAACGGGAAAGAGAAAAAUCACGUGCAGAUAAGGAUUUGCAUGGGACACCGAGGCACUAUCAACAUAGAUCAGAUGAUCGUGGCAAAAAUGUGCGUAGAUCCCGAAGUUCUCGUACACAUUCAAGAUCACGCACUCGUUCACGUGACCGUUCGUCGCGCAUAGGAACGCAAAAUAGCGAACGCCAUAAAUAUCGUUAUAAUGAGAAUGAAGAACAGAAUGGGAAUGGCGAAAGAAAUCUGUCACAACCGCAAAUCAUAACCAUACCCGUGCCGGUUCCAGCGGAUUUUAUUAAUUAUGGUUAUCCAACCUGGCCAACUACAACGCAGUGGGCACCCCAGACAUCACGAUAUGGAACACCCACUUAUCCUAUGCCUACUUUCGUGCCUGCUGUUUUACCACCAAUGCGGCACCCAAUGCCACCUUAUGGAUUACCUCCACAACCAAUACGUUACGGUGGACCUGGUUAUAGAUUACCUGUACAAUAUGGUGCAACACGCCCUUGGCGACCCAAUUUUCGAUCAAAAAAUACAUAAAUUAUGGGUAAUACAUGUAGAUUAAAUUUGGAUACUAUAUAGAUAUAUCAAGCGUAAGAAUUAUUGAUUUUACUCUUUUCUAUUUAUUGUACCACAUUUGGUAGUUGUAGUUAAAAUUUAAUAACUUCUGAUGUGUAAUUGCAUAUAAAUAGAAUUAAAUUUUCAAUUUAUAUUUUCUGAUCGAAAGUGAAAUUCAAGGAUUAAAAAAUAUUUUUCGCAUUCGUAAUAAAAUUUUAUAUUAGAUUUUUUUCGAUUUUAAGUUUCAAAAAGCAAGUAAAUUUAAAAAUACACUU
This is a messenger RNA of Bactrocera neohumeralis, 1711 nucleotides long. RefSeq names its product female-specific protein transformer-like. NCBI's taxonomy places the organism in Eukaryota, Metazoa, Arthropoda, Insecta, Diptera, Tephritidae. Bases 192 to 1418 code for a protein of 408 amino acids. The record is from RefSeq and is a predicted model, not a curated record. The transcript is spliced from 5 exons.